Molecule: messenger RNA, 189 nt
Organism: Penicillium mononematosum
Lineage: Eukaryota; Fungi; Ascomycota; Eurotiomycetes; Eurotiales; Aspergillaceae
Exons: 2
Coding region: 1-189 (62 amino acids)
Source: RefSeq, a predicted model, not a curated record
AUGUCGCACUCCAGCAGAAAAGACACAGAAAUGACGAUGGGAGAAGGAGAAUAUAUUGCGACGAAAAUGAGCCCGUCAAACCUGCGAGGCCUUGUGUCGGGGUCGAGAAUGGCGACUGAACUGAACUCAACCUCAAAGCCCGAAAACGACCGUCCUGCGGGGUAUCCGAGGAAGCUUAUGAUUGUCUGA